Molecule: messenger RNA, 579 nt
Organism: Pimephales promelas (fathead minnow)
Lineage: Eukaryota; Metazoa; Chordata; Actinopteri; Cypriniformes; Leuciscidae
Source: RefSeq, a predicted model, not a curated record
AAGUGAAACAGAACCGUUUCCUCAUAGAUUGAUGUUUCUCUACUGCUACACCUAAGUAUUCAUUCUUGUGCCUGAGACAUCACUCUAGACAUGGCAACGAAGGGGGCAAAGGAGACUCUCGUGAAUAAACUGGGCUUUAAAAGCAACAGCUCGAAGUCAGUGGACAUGGAGAUGGAGAAACUGAAGAGAGAGAAUCAGCAGCUGAAGAAAAGUCUGGAGGACAUGAAGAGAGCUGGGAGACAUCAACACACACAUCCAGACACGGACAAAGCCAAACUCCUGGAGAGGAUUCUCUCCCUGGAGACUCAGAGGGAGAGGAACUGUCAGCAGCUGCUGGUGAAGGAUCAGGAGGUGUGUGUCCUCAGACAGCAGCUCCGCUCCGCUCACGGGGACGUGGUGUCUUCACUGCAAAACCAGCUCCAGGAGAAGCAACAGGAGGCCGAACAGAGAGAGAAACAGAUUCAGGCUCUCUCAAAGGAGACCGAAGACCUGAAAAACAAGUAUUGUGUGGUUUCUGAGAGGUGUGACACACUUGAGAAACAAAAGGUAGGGGAAUUGACUUGACCACCCUCCAUAUGG